UCCAUCACGGCGACGGCGUUUUUCAUCCUCUCACCGUCAGCAACGACGACGGGACCCUCUGCUGUCGCUUCCCUGUGUCCUGCUGCCGGGCUGCAGCACCUCUAACGACCAUCUGUGACGUCGUGGCCGUCGCUUUGCCAUCAUGUCGACGAUGAAUCGCCAGUCCACCCUUCACCAACGCCUGGAGGCGGUGACAGACCUCUCCAAGCUGUCGCCUAUCUCUGACGAUAUUAUCGUUGCAUGCCUUAGAGAACGGUUCAUGAACGACAAUGUCUACACGGCUGUCGGUACCUCUGCCCUCGUCGCCCUCAACCCCCACAAAUAUAUCCCAUCCAACUCCGACUCUGUCAUGCAGAAAUAUGCAGCAGAGUACCGCGAUACCUCUCAAAACCAAGAGCCGAUGCCUCCUCAUAUCUUUCAGAUGGCGAACAACGCGUACUACCACAUGCGACGGACAACGCAGGAUCAGUGCAUGCUGUUCAGUGGCGAGACAGCGAGCGGAAAAUCAGAAAAUCGACGAUUGGCUAUCAAGAGCAUUCUAGAGCUCAGCGUGAGCAACCCAGGGAAGAAGGGCGCCAAGCUCGGUAGUCAGGUCCCAGCGUCAGAGUUCGUGCUUGAGACUUUUGGCAAUGCUCGCACACUCUUCAAUCCGAACGCCUCUCGUUUUGGAAAAUACACAGAGCUGCAGUUCAGUGACCGGGGCCGUAUUUGCGGUGUCAAGACUCUCGACUACUACCUGGAGAGGAAUCGGGUUGCCGGUGCACCGUCGGGCGAGCGCAACUUUCACAUUUUUUACUAUCUCGUCGCCGGCGCCUCUGAAGAGGAACGGCAGCAUCUCCAUAUCCUAGACAAGACUACCUAUCGCUACCUAGGCCAAAGGACAACAGCAGCCAGACCCAACGCCGGCGCUAGGGAUAACGAUGCCGUCAGGUUUGACCAGCUCAAGGUGGCGCUCAAGACAAUCGGAUUCUCAAAGCGCCAUGUCGCCCAGACUUGUCAGCUCAUUGCCGCCAUUCUUCACCUCGGUAACCUCGAAUUCACUAUCGACCGGCAUCGCAACGAGGAUGCAGCAGUCGUCCGCAACAUGGACAUCCUUGCAAUUGUGGCCGAUUUCUUGGGUGUGCAAGCUUCCGACCUGGAGUCUGCAUUGUCGUAUAAGACAAAGCUGUUGAAGAAGGAGCUUUGUACCGUCUUCCUUGACCCCGAUGGUGCAUCUGACAACCGGGAUGAUCUCGCUAAAACCCUCUACUCCCUGCUCUUCGCCUGGUUGAACGAGCACAUCAACCAGCGCCUCUGCAAAGAGGAUUUCUCCACCUUCAUCGGUCUCUUCGACCUUCCCGGUCCUCAGAACAUGACCAGUCGUCCUAACUCUCUUGAUCAGUUCUGCAUCAACUUUGCCAACGAGCGCUUGCACCACUGGAUGCAGAAGCGUUUGUUCGAGAGCCACGUCGACGAGUAUGCUACCGAGGGAAUCUCCCGCUUUAUUCCCCAGGUCCCUUAUUUCGACAAUUCUGAGUGUGUGCGUGUCCUACAGAACCGACCGGGCGGUCUUAUCCAUAUCAUGGAUGACCAAGCCCGACGCACGCCGAAGAAGACUAACCACACCAUGGUAGAGUCUUUCCAGAAACGCUGGGGUAACCAUUCGUCGUUCAAAACUGGCGGAGCAGACCGGUCCGGGUUCCCAACCUUUACUGUGAACCACUACAAUGGUCCAGUCACGUACUCGUCAGAAGGCUUCCUUGAGCGGAAUUUGGAUGCGGUGAACCCCGAUUUCGUGUCGUUGCUCCGUGGAGCUGCCGAUGCAAUGGAGAGGUCGGGGUCUAUCAAUCCCUUCGUGAAGGGCUUGUUUUCGACCAAGGCUAUUGCGACACAAGCGCAUCCUAGGAACGAGGAUACCAUCGUCUCGGCGCAGCAGGUUGUCAAGCCCAUGCGAGCGCCAUCGACGCGUCGCAAGAGCGCUGUCCGAAGGAUGCCGACUGUCAGGGAGUCGUUGGCUGAUGUAGAGGAGACCGUGCGGGAUGAGGAGGAGGCUCUAGUACCAUCCAGCGGGAACCCUUGUAUCGCCGGAGAGUUCAAAUCGGCGCUCGAUACCCUGUUCGAUACCCUCGAUGACACGCAGCCGUGGUAUGUCUUCUGCAUCAAUCCCAACGACUCGCAACUGCCCAACCAGCUUGAGGGGCGGAGCGUCAAGGGACAAGUCCGGAGUAUCGGUCUGACUGAGGUUGCGCGGAGGAAUGUCAAUGUCUUCGAGGUUGGUAUGUCGCCGGAAGAGUUCUGCGAGAGGUAUAGGGAGGGCUUGGAGACUGCAAGCGUUGAGGAAGGUGAUCCUAAUGAUCGGGUGGAGAGCGCUGCCAUGGCCUUUGGUUUAGGAGAAGCUGAUGUUGUUCUCGGACAGCACAAGGUAUUUCUGUCACAGUCAGCGUUCCACAAGUUCGAGGAUCAGCUUCGUACCCGAGACGUUGAUGAGCAGAAGCGCAAUCGUCUUCGGGAUGCUGAGGCUGAAGCUGGGCUUAAUCCCAGAUCCCUUGUCGAUCCCUAUGGUCCUUAUCCUCAGUCUCCCGAUCCUGAAGGCCCCUAUCAAGCAGGAUACGGUGAUGCAUUCAAUGCAUCUAGCCAACAACUCCCGCUCGUUGCCAAUGCCUCCCCCUUCCAGCGUGCCGACGCCUAUGAUGACGAAUUCGACGAGAACCGUUCAGUUCGUAGCGAUGACUUCGACGCUCGCAGCAGGUUCACAAGCCAGCCAGCCGACUCUGUGUCAAAUCUUGGCUCAGAAUCGUACGCCCCGUCCCGGAACAUGUUCCAGAACGCUGACAAAAACGCCCUCAUGGACAAGGAUGCACUCCCUGGUGAGAUCCAGGAGGGGGAGACCACUGAGAUCUUGAAGGAGUCUUCUGCUCGUCGACGUUGGGUUGCCCUUUGCUGGAUGCUCACGUUCUGGAUGCCCAACCCUUUGUUGAGAUGGGUCGGUCGAAUGAAGCGUAUGGAUAUCCGGCAGGCAUGGCGAGAGAAGCUUGCGCUGAACAUGUUGAUCUGGUUCAUUUGUGGUUGCACGGUUUUCGUCAUCGUUUUCCUCGGAAACUUGAUUUGUCCGACAGAGCAUGUCUACAACACAUCGGAGCUGGCGUCAUAUAACAAGAACGCUGAUCUGGUGUAUACUUCUAUUCGAGGAGAGGUGUUCGAUCUUUCCAUCGUCGAGGCUACGCAUUUGCGGGUCGUCAGCGUCGUUCCGAGCAAGCAGAUUCUCAACUAUGGUGGAACUUCGUCUGAUGCGAUCUUCCCGGUUCAGGUCAGCGCCUUGUGCAGCGGUAUAAACGGAUACGUCAGUCCAUACGUUACUUUGGACUCGGCGAACAAUACCGAUGUAAAUUCGGUGUACCAUGAUUUCCGGGUCUUCUCCAAUGACUCUCGGCCUGAUUGGUACUUUGAAAACAUGGUCCAGAUGCGCUAUACUGCUCGUGUCGGUUUCGUGGGCUACACGCCCAAGGAAAUCAGCAACAUGGCUAAAACCGGAAGCUCAGUCGCCAUCUACAACGGCAUGAUAUACGAUUUAUCGGAUUACAUCAAUUAUCCUCCUGCUGUCAGAGCGCCUGCAGGUCUUCAGGCACCGGCCGAUACCGACACCAAUUUCAUGCACAGUAGUAUUUUGGACGUGUUCAAGUUCAAUGCUGGCGGUGAUGUGACCAAGAAAAUCGACAGUCUGAACAUCGACAGUGACGUCUUGUCCCGCCAAAAGACCUGCCUGCGAAACCUGUUCCUCAUAGGCAAGGUUGACAACCGAAACUCAGCACAAUGCCAGUUCGCGACCUACCUACUCCUCGCCAUCUCCGUCGUCAUGAUUUCCGUCAUUGGGUUCAAGUUCUUGGCCUCUAUCAACUUUGGUUCAGCUCGGGCACCGGAGGACCACGAUAAAUUCGUUAUCUGUCAGGUGCCUUGUUAUACUGAAGGUGACGCUUCGCUCCGCAAGACUAUCGAUUCGUUAGCGCAGAUGAAGUAUGACGACAAGCGGAAGCUGUUGGUUGUCAUCUGCGAUGGUAUGAUUGUCGGUUCCGGUAACGAUCGUCCAACGCCCCGGAUUGUGCUCGAUAUUCUCGGUGCGGACCCUAACCUUGACCCUGAGCCCCUGAGCUUCCAGUCGUUGGGAGAAGGUGCGAAGCAGCAUAAUAUGGGCAAGGUGUACUCUGGUCUGUAUGAGUGUUCGGGACAUGUCGUGCCUUAUCUUGUUCUGGUAAAAAUUGGCAAACCUACGGAACGAUCGAGGCCGGGUAAUCGUGGAAAGCGUGACUCUCAGUUGCUUCUUAUGCACUUCUUGAAUAAGGUACACUUCAACGCGCCCAUGAACCCUAUGGAGCUGGAGAUGUAUCAUCAAAUCAAGAACGUUAUCGGUGUUAAUCCGACGUUCUACGAGUAUCUUUUCAUGGUGGAUGCCGAUACAACAGUCGAUCCUUACUCGGCCAACAGGCUCAUUUCUGCCAUGAUUCACGACAAGAAGGUGCUAGGUGUUUGUGGCGAAACAGAGUUGGCGAAUGCUAAGCAAUCCAUCAUCACCAUGAUGCAGGUCUACGAAUACUUCCUUUCUCAUCAUAUGGCCAAAGCGUUUGAAAGCCUAUUCGGUUCCGUCACUUGUUUGCCCGGUUGUUUCACCCUGUACCGCCUGCGCACACCGGAUACGCACAAGCCUCUGUUGAUCUCUAACCAGAUGCUCGAGGAUUAUUCAGAAAAUCGCGUAGACACACUCCACAUGAAGAACCUGUUGCAUUUGGGAGAGGAUCGUUAUCUGACGACAUUGCUUCUCAAGCACUUCCCGCUAUACAAGACGCAAUUCGUGCGGGAUGCACAUGCCUACACGGUGGCGCCGGACGAUUGGAAGGUGCUGUUAUCUCAACGUCGGCGUUGGAUCAACUCCACGGUUCACAAUUUGGGCGAACUCAUCUUCUUGGACCAGCUUUGCGGUUUCUGUUGUUUCUCCAUGCGGUUUAUCGUCUUGAUUGAUUUGGUCUCGACACUGAUUCAACCUGUUACGGUGGCUUACAUUGUCUAUUUGAUUGUUCUCGUCGCCGCCGAAGGCAAGACAAUACCGACGCUGUCGCUGGUCAUGAUUGCCGCUGUCUAUGGCCUUCAAGCGUUGGUGUUCAUACUACGACGGAAGUGGGACAUGAUCGGCUGGAUGAUAUUCUACCUCCUUGCUAUCCCCAUAUUCUCAUUCAUGCUGCCGUUGUACUCGUUCUGGAAAAUGGACGACUUCUCGUGGGGUGCCACUCGUGUCGUUAUGGGUGAGUCUGGCAAGAAGAUGAUCGUGCACGACGAGGGCAAGUUCGAUCCACGUUCUAUCCCCCUCAAAUCAUGGAACGACUACGAAAACGAACUAUGGGACAAAGAAUCCAAUCACAGCAUUGGUUCCUGGGUUCCGCCUUCGAAGUUCAAAAACGAAGGAGGAUAUGCCGAGUCUCACACGGCUUCUUUGUAUGGUCGCGAGACGUACUAUGAGCCAGGACCCCGCACAUAUUCGCCAGCGCCAUCUGUCGGCAUGUACCCUCCGCCCGGAUACCAGUCAGGGCGUAAUACCCCGCAGAUGUACAUGCCUCAGCCUCAAUCAGGCCUGGCCAGCGACACACUGUACCAACCAGCACCAUCGCGACCAGCCACAAAUUACCUUGAUAUUCCCAUCCCUACGAGUCGCAGCCCUGAUGCCUCGCCUGGUCCAAGCGACGCCGAGCUGGAAGGCGUGCUCCAAGAUAUUCUGCGCACUGCAGACCUGAACCUAGUGACCAAGAAGGAUUUACGGAGACAGCUGGAGGAUCACUUUGGUGUGGACCUAACAGCGAGGAAGUCGUCCAUCAACGCGAUGGUUGAUCGGUUAUUGAAUUUCUGAUUCUGAUGCACCUUGCUUUUCCUGUUUUCUGUUGUCGGACUUUCUUGGAUCUUUAUUACGACUCGUUUAUGAUUGUGUUUGCUUUGCCACUGUUCCUUCUUUAGUAUAAUCAAGGACUUCACGGUACACGGACUUUGCAUUUCUUCUCAUACCUGCCUAACCUAU
Desarmillaria tabescens is the source of this 6034-nucleotide messenger RNA. Its product is annotated as glycosyltransferase family 2 protein. The transcript has 10 exons. The record is from RefSeq and is a predicted model, not a curated record. Gene Ontology annotation, cellular component: cell septum; myosin complex; cell periphery. Gene Ontology annotation, molecular function: ATP binding; chitin synthase activity; cytoskeletal motor activity. The coding region runs from base 143 to 5869 and encodes 1908 amino acids. NCBI's taxonomy places the organism in Eukaryota, Fungi, Basidiomycota, Agaricomycetes, Agaricales, Physalacriaceae.